Molecule: messenger RNA, 2294 nt
Organism: Elephantulus edwardii (Cape elephant shrew)
Lineage: Eukaryota; Metazoa; Chordata; Mammalia; Macroscelidea; Macroscelididae
Product: serine/threonine-protein phosphatase 2B catalytic subunit alpha isoform-like
Exons: 14
Coding region: 140-1705 (521 amino acids)
Biological process (GO): calcineurin-NFAT signaling cascade
Cellular component (GO): calcineurin complex; cytoplasm; cytosol
Molecular function (GO): calmodulin-dependent protein phosphatase activity; calmodulin binding
Source: RefSeq, a predicted model, not a curated record
CAGAGCCCAGAGAUCCAGCCGAGCGGUUUGCAGCUCGGCAGCAGCGGCAGCGGCGGCAUUGAGUGUCUGGCCCGCCAGUCCGGUCGGGGUGUGCAGUCGGACGGACAAGCAGCGCGUCGCUGUCCCCUGGCGGCUGGAGAUGUCCGAGCCCAAGGCAAUUGAUCCCAAGUUGUCGACGACGGACAGGGUGGUGAAAGCUGUCCCAUUUCCUCCAAGUCACCGACUUACAGCAAAAGAAGUGUUUGAUAAUGAUGGGAAACCUCGGGUGGAUAUCUUAAAGGCACAUCUCAUGAAGGAGGGCAGACUGGAAGAGAGUGUUGCAUUGAGAAUAAUAACAGAAGGGGCUUCAAUUCUUCGACAGGAAAAAAACUUGCUGGAUAUAGAUGCUCCAGUCACAGUUUGCGGGGACAUCCAUGGACAGUUCUUUGACUUGAUGAAGCUCUUUGAAGUGGGGGGAUCUCCUGCCAACACCCGCUACCUCUUCUUGGGGGACUAUGUUGACAGAGGGUACUUCAGUAUCGAAUGUGUGCUCUAUUUAUGGGCCUUGAAAAUUCUUUACCCAAAAACACUGUUUUUACUUCGUGGAAAUCAUGAAUGUAGACAUCUAACAGAGUAUUUCACAUUUAAACAAGAAUGUAAAAUAAAGUAUUCAGAACGUGUAUAUGAUGCCUGUAUGGAUGCCUUUGACUGCCUUCCACUGGCUGCCCUGAUGAACCAGCAGUUCCUGUGUGUACACGGUGGUUUGUCUCCAGAGAUUAACACUUUAGAUGAUAUCAGAAAAUUAGACCGAUUCAAAGAACCACCUGCUUAUGGACCUAUGUGUGAUAUCCUGUGGUCAGACCCCCUGGAGGAUUUUGGAAAUGAGAAGACUCAGGAACAUUUCACUCACAACACAGUCAGGGGGUGUUCAUACUUCUACAGUUACCCGGCUGUAUGUGAAUUCUUACAGCACAAUAACUUGUUAUCUAUCCUCCGAGCCCAUGAAGCCCAAGAUGCAGGGUAUCGUAUGUACAGGAAAAGCCAAACAACAGGCUUCCCAUCUCUAAUUACAAUUUUUUCAGCACCAAAUUACUUAGAUGUAUACAAUAACAAAGCUGCAGUAUUGAAGUAUGAGAACAAUGUUAUGAACAUCAGGCAAUUCAACUGUUCUCCUCAUCCAUACUGGCUUCCAAACUUCAUGGAUGUUUUCACUUGGUCCCUGCCAUUUGUUGGGGAAAAAGUGACUGAGAUGCUGGUAAAUGUCCUCAAUAUCUGCUCAGAUGAUGAACUUGGUUCAGAAGAAGAUGGAUUUGAUGGAGCAACAGCUGCAGCCCGGAAGGAGGUGAUCAGGAACAAGAUCAGAGCCAUAGGCAAAAUGGCAAGAGUGUUCUCAGUUCUCAGAGAAGAGAGUGAGAGUGUGCUGACUCUGAAAGGCUUGACUCCAACAGGCAUGCUCCCCAGCGGAGUGCUUUCUGGAGGGAAGCAAACUCUGCAAAGCGCUACUGUUGAGGCUAUUGAGGCUGAUGAAGCCAUCAAAGGAUUUUCACCACAACAUAAGAUCACUAGCUUCGAAGAGGCCAAGGGCUUAGACCGAAUUAACGAGAGGAUGCCACCUCGCAGAGAUGCCAUGCCCUCCGACGCCAACCUUAACUCCAUCAACAAAGCUCUCGCCUCAGAGACUAACGGCACGGACAGCAAUGGCAGUAAUAGCAGCAAUAUUCAGUGACCACUUCCUGUUCACUUUCUUUUCUUUUAUUCUUUCCUCUUGUUUUUUUUUUUUUCCCUUUUUUUUUUGUUUUGAGAUGCAGGGCAUGAUGGGGAUUGCUGCAUGUCAGCAGUUUGGGUGUUCUUGCCUCAGAUGGUAGCUUAUUUGCUCUGGGGGCCAGGAAUUGGGUUCAGUUUACACUAUCAUAAAAAAGACAGACAGAGAGAGAUAAUAAACUAUAUUUUGGUGGAGGUGGUAGUUAAACACCUUCUUUGGGUAUGCCUUUUAAAAAUGCUUAUAAGAAAAAAUUUAAAAAGAAAGCUAAUGCUAGUAUAUACUGCAAUGUUAGGAGAAUAAACAUGUUUUCCUACUGUGUUAGUGACUUCUAGAAAGGUUCAUGAAAAGCCUUUUAUUAUGUUACUGGACAUGAAAACUUUGUCUAAUUUCUUACUCUAUUGUACGUUUACAGUCACAGCACUAAAAAAAAUGGAUGACAUCAAACAUUUUUAACACAAUGAUGUACAAACUAAAUAAGGACUAUUUAUUGAUAAUGUUUUGCUACUCUUGUCAGACAAUGGCUAUAAAAUGAAUUAGGCAGUCUUAAAAAAAA